GUCGAGGCUGACUAUAAAAAGCAUGGGCUGAGCAUUCAGAGUAUUGAUUCCAGGACUAGACACAGCAAACUAAGAUGUUGGGGCUACUUCUGGUACUUCUGCUCCCAGGUUGCCUCCCCCCUGGUGUAGCCGGCGGUGACACUGAGUCCAUUCAGCCCAGAAACCUCUUGCAGUUCAGCAAUUUGAUUAAGUGCGCCAUACCAGGGAGCCACCCACUUUUAACCUUCAACGACUACGGAUGUUACUGCGGGAUUGGUGGACAGGGGAAACCGGUGGAUGAGCUGGACAGGUGCUGUCAGACACACGACAAAUGUUAUGAUGGGGCUAAGAAAAUGGGCUGCAAAAAUUUUAAUAACCCCAAAGCUGUGGGCUACAAGUACACCUGUUCAAAAAAGACCCUGACUUGCGACAGUAAAAAUGAUAAAUGUGCGAAGUUUGUCUGUGAAUGUGAUCGCAAAGCGGCCGUUUGCUUCGCCAAAGCAUAUCCCACGUACAAAAAAAAAUACAAGGGUAUGAAGAAAUCCAGUUGUAAAUAGGACCUCAACGUGUCCCUGCGUUUACGAGUCUCCUCGACUCUGUGGGGAAUACUUGCCUUACAGGUUGCAUCCUGCAGUCUGCUUCCAGCAACUCGAGGAACCAUUGAUCGAUCUCCUUAUUUGCUACGUUAAUGUAAUCAGUAAUCUCAUUUAAAUCCAACACUCCUUAUCCCGCU
Messenger RNA from Amblyraja radiata (thorny skate), 712 nucleotides. Its product is annotated as phospholipase A2-like. The transcript is spliced from 4 exons. NCBI's taxonomy places the organism in Eukaryota, Metazoa, Chordata, Chondrichthyes, Rajiformes, Rajidae. The record is from RefSeq and is a predicted model, not a curated record. Bases 75 to 536 code for a protein of 153 amino acids. Gene Ontology annotation, biological process: phospholipid metabolic process; lipid catabolic process; arachidonate secretion. Gene Ontology annotation, molecular function: phospholipid binding; calcium ion binding.